Messenger RNA from Gamsiella multidivaricata, 1804 nucleotides. RefSeq names its product TMP-TENI-domain-containing protein. The record is from RefSeq and is a predicted model, not a curated record. Bases 152 to 1711 code for a protein of 519 amino acids. Gene Ontology annotation, biological process: thiamine biosynthetic process. Lineage: Eukaryota; Fungi; Mortierellomycota; Mortierellomycetes; Mortierellales; Mortierellaceae. The transcript is spliced from 5 exons. Gene Ontology annotation, molecular function: ATP binding; hydroxyethylthiazole kinase activity; magnesium ion binding. Gene Ontology annotation, cellular component: cytoplasm.
ACACGAAAACCUUAAUCAUAAAAGGGUGAAUCUCAUUCCUCUUUUUUUUUUCAUUCCUUUUCUUCGUUUUCUCUCAUUCGCCACCUCUUCCCUUCUUCGUCUUCUUCUCCUACCUUCUUCUCCCCUUUCUCUUUUUCAUUCGCAAGGAAGCAUGUCCAAGCCUGUUGUCGAUUACUCGCUCUAUCUAGUCACGGACUCUGGUCUGAACCACCCUUCCAGGACACUUCUCCAAUCCAUUGAGGACUCGAUUCAGGGCGGAGUGACCCUGGUUCAGCUGCGUGAGAAGGAGCUCGACACUGCGGCCUUUACCGAAUUGGCGCGCAAGGUGCACGAGGUCACAAGGAAGUACAAUGUCCCGCUGCUGAUCAACGAUAACAUCAAUGUAGCCCUGGCCAUCGACGCCGAGGGCGUUCACGUCGGUCAGGACGACAUUUCCUGUGUCGAAGCACGCAAAUUGAUCGGCCCCCACAAGAUCCUUGGUAUCUCAACGGGUACACCUGAGGAGGCGAAAAAGGCCCUUGCGGACGGCGCCGAUUACAUCGGGAUCGGAACCUGUUUCAUGACCCAGACGAAGUCUCCCAAGCGCACACUGGGACCCAUUGGCGUCCGUACUAUCCUGGAGACGGUCCCUGCUGACAGCGACCUCAAGACCGUGGUGAUUGGCGGGAUCAAACAUGACAACACGCGUAGGGUGGUUUCGCACUCUGCAGGUGAUAACGGCAGGAUUGUGGACGGUGUGGCUGUUGUUACUGGGAUCGUGAGCGCUGUGGAUGCAAAGGUGGCGUCAGAGCAAUUGUUGAAAGAAUACAGAGCCGGAAAGGAGGCGGCGAAGAAGCAUUUGGAGCGACAGAGUUCGUCCGAGACGGCGACCACGAGUCAGGCGUUCUUGGCGGGACUGCCUCAGUUGCUGACGACGCUUAGGGAAAAGUCGCCGCUGACCCACCAUAUUUCGAACUUUGUGGUGAUGAACGAUACGGCGAAUGCGACCCUGGCCUUGGGUGGAUCACCUAUCAUGGCGCCCUGUGCUGCAGAGGCCGCCGAUCUAUCCAAGGUCGUGUCGUCGGUCGUGCUCAACAUCGGAACAUUGACAGAGUCGUUUGUCGAGUGCAUGCUCGAAGCUGGAAAACACGCAAACGCGCAGUCGAAACCGGUGGUUUUCGAUCCUGUCGGAGCGGGCGCGACCACGUUGCGCGAGGACACCACUCGCCGGAUCUUGAACGCUGUGCACGUCGAUAUCAUCAAGGGCAAUGCUGGCGAGAUCUCGACGAUCGCCAAGAUUGUUGGCUGCAACAGCGAGACCAUCGCCAUGCGCGGUGUCGACUCUAUCGGCAACGGAUUCUCCGACCCCCGCACUGUCGUCAAGGCCCUUGCCCGGCGCGAGAAAUGCGUUGUCGCUAUGACAGGAAAGAUUGAUUAUGUGUCUGACGGUUUCCGCAUCGUCGCUAUCGAGAACGGCCACGCCUACCAAGGCCGUAUCACUGGAUCCGGAUGUAUGGUUGCGUCCUCAAUUGCCUCCUUUGCCGCCAUCUCUCCUAAUGAUCAUUUGGCUGCCGCCGUUGCUGGUGUUUUGGCAUUGAACCUGGCUGGCGAGCACGCUGGCGCUCGUGACGAUGUCCGUGGGCCCGGCACUUUCAGGGCAGCUUUCAUCGAUGAGAUGGCCAAUUUGGAGCCGGAGCAGCUGGCAUCAGAGGCCAGGAUCUCAUUCGACUGAGAGAGCCCAAUUCUUACAUAGCUGCGAUGGCUAAAGUUUUGCAUAAAGAACGGACUGCUGCGUCGAAGGAACAGAACGUUUAUUUUACAUAUC